Molecule: messenger RNA, 2866 nt
Organism: Dryobates pubescens (Downy woodpecker)
Lineage: Eukaryota; Metazoa; Chordata; Aves; Piciformes; Picidae
Gene: REL
Product: REL proto-oncogene, NF-kB subunit
Exons: 10
Coding region: 93-1835 (580 amino acids)
Biological process (GO): non-canonical NF-kappaB signal transduction; inflammatory response; regulation of transcription by RNA polymerase II
Cellular component (GO): cytoplasm
Molecular function (GO): RNA polymerase II cis-regulatory region sequence-specific DNA binding; DNA-binding transcription factor activity, RNA polymerase II-specific
Source: RefSeq, a predicted model, not a curated record
CUCCGAGCGGGCUUUCGUCUGUCUCUCCAGCCGUUCCUCCGGAGGUGUGCGGGGCCUGGGCGCGACGGCAGCGGGGCAGUGGAGCUGUCAGCAUGGCUGGUGGCCCUGAGCCCUACAUUGAAAUUUUUGAACAACCCCGGCAAAGAGGCAUGCGUUUCAGAUACAAAUGUGAGGGAAGGUCAGCAGGCAGCAUUCCAGGAGAACACAGUACUGAAAACAAUAAGACAUUCCCUUCCAUACAGAUUCUGAACUAUUUUGGAAAAAUCAAAAUAAGAACCACAUUGGUAACAAAGAACGAACCCUACAAGCCUCACCCUCAUGAUCUGGUUGGAAAAGACUGCAGAGAUGGCUACUAUGAAGCAGAGUUUGGGCCAGAACGUCGAGUCCUGUCUUUUCAGAAUUUGGGCAUUCAGUGUGUGAAGAAGAAAGAUCUGAAGGAUUCAAUUUCUUUACGAAUCUCAAAGAAGAUUAACCCUUUCAAUGUGCCUGAAGAACAGCUGCACAACAUCGAUGAGUAUGAUCUCAAUGUCGUCCGCCUCUGCUUCCAAGCAUUUCUCCCUGAUGAACAUGGCAACUACACGUUAGCUCUUCCUCCUUUGAUUUCCAACCCCAUCUAUGACAACAGAGCUCCCAACACUGCAGAACUGAGAAUUUGUCGUGUGAACAAGAACUGCGGAAGCGUAAAAGGAGGCGACGAAAUAUUUCUACUGUGUGACAAAGUUCAGAAAGAUGACAUAGAAGUCAGAUUUGUCUUGGACAACUGGGAGGCCAAAGGUUCCUUCUCACAAGCGGAUGUUCACCGUCAAGUUGCAAUUGUGUUCAGAACACCGCCGUUUCUCAAAGAUAUCACUGAGCCUGUCACAGUGAAGAUGCAGCUGCGAAGACCUUCAGACCAGGAAGUCAGUGAGCCUAUGGAUUUCAGAUACUUACCAGAUGAAAAGGAUCCAUAUGGCAACAAAGCAAAAAGGCAAAGAUCAACGUUGGCUUGGCAAAAGCUCAUACAGGACUGUGGAUCAAAUGUGACGGAGAGGCCCAAAGUGACUUCGUUCCCCACUAUCACUUCUGAACGAAAGCUGAUUAAGAAAGAACCAAACCUGUGUCCAUCCACACUGGCGAUGCCAGGGCUAGGAACCCUGGACAGCCCUAGUCAGAUGUACUCUGUGGGCAGCCAGCUCGCACAUCCGCCUGCGUCAGUGGGGCCAGGGAAGCAGGACACGCUCUCCUCAUGCCAGCAGCUCUACAACAACUGUUCUUCAGCCAGCAGCCUGCUCAGCAUGCACCCACAGCACAGCCUCCUGCCUCAAGGCUCUCUCCCAGCUUACCACGAGAACCCCCUGAACUGGCCUGAUGAGAAAGAUUCGGGUUGUGACUGGAAUUUAGGUGGCAUAAGUGGCAUGGGAGUGGGGCUGUCAACUCCAGACCUGCAGAGCAUUUCUAGUAACAGCAUCACGCACCAGGCUCGUCUCACCAGCACUUCCACAGCCAGCAUCGUGAACAUGGAGACAGAUGACAUGAACUGCACCAGUAUGUACUUAGAAAAGUAUAGCCCAGUGUUAAAUACAAGCAAUCACAGGCAGCAGCUUCAUCAGGCACUUCCAGCUGGCCCAUCUGUAGCAGCCCCAGGCAGUGCACCUUUUAAUUCACACUUAGAUGAUCCAGCAGUUUAUGGCUUUCUAGACCAAGUGUUAAACCAAUCAAGACCAUUCACCAACCCAAUCCCAAACCAUCAGAAUAACGUUGCAGAUAUCCAGUACUGUGACACUGUUGGUGUCUCCACUGAAGAGCUCUAUCAGUCUUUACAACUUGAAACCAUGCUGCAAAGCAAUAACCAUUGAGCCAGCAGUGUUGGGAUGGCAGUGGGUAUGUGGGGCUUUUCUGAUGGCUAGCUGUGUGAAGAGGAGUCACUUACCCUUCUGGAGUCCUUGCUUCCUCUUUCAUGCAAGUUUCAUGCUAUAACUUAAGGUUAUGUACUACAGCCCAAAGCCUGGUGCUCAUAAAGAGGUGGGAGUAGGGCUUGGGGUUCUCUACCUUAAAAGUACCUUGUAUACAUAUUUUUACACUGUUGGAACUGCUAACACUUCAAUCUUCCUUACCUGUGGGGACUCAAAAGCUGGUAUCUUCAGAAGGGUUAAAAUUGUUUGAAAAAAUAACUAUUUUUGCUAUGGAAAUCAGAGUUUAAUUUUGACAGGACAGAAGUUAGGAGAAAACCUGCACACGGGCACUCUAGUUUAGAGUCACCUAAUGGUGUUAAAGUUUUACUCCACUGACUUGAAAGAUUUAGGUUACUUAACCCUCUUCCAUAUAAAAUCUUCCUCUCCUAAAACAAGAUCGCACAUUGAUUUUUCCACAUUUUCACCACACUCCAUUUGCUUUUGAAAGCAAAUUUAAUCUAAAAAAUGUUUAAUGACUAUGUCAUUGUUAGAUGUAUUUUAAAAGACCGGAAGGUUUGAGUUUUUGAAUAGUCCAGCUCUGUUGUAAAUGAAUCACUGCACAAAAGUACGAACAGAAAGUGAGGACUUCUCUGCACUUCAUCCAAAGUGCACUGUUUUAAAUGACAAACCCCUGUUGCUUUAGGAAUGGAGCACGCUGUUAUUUCUCUGGAAGUUUUGUGUGUGUAUGUGUAGCUGUGAUAUACAUGUUAUUCUGAACUCAGAAAUACGCUGAGCCAAAGCAUCUACCUAUUCUUUCCUCAGGUAUCCCAGCAGUUUCCUGCUAUGCAAGUGACUGCUUAGAAGGCUCAGAUUCUAACUCUCACAAGAAAGCUUUGGGGCCAAGCGAGAGGUAGUCUUAGUGCAGCCUCGUCUUGAUGCACUCUAUUAACAACUUAAGGCCAUUUCAGUCAGUACUAAUUAAAAACACUCCUCUA